This is a messenger RNA of Zeugodacus cucurbitae (melon fly), 4514 nucleotides long. RefSeq names its product small G protein signaling modulator 2 (gene tbc). Lineage: Eukaryota; Metazoa; Arthropoda; Insecta; Diptera; Tephritidae. Gene Ontology annotation, molecular function: GTPase activator activity. The coding region runs from base 537 to 4067 and encodes 1176 amino acids. The transcript is spliced from 13 exons. The record is from RefSeq and is a predicted model, not a curated record. Gene Ontology annotation, biological process: activation of GTPase activity.
GGGUGGUUGUUGAGCCAGUUACCGCAAUGCUUUGAGGGUGGUGUGAGUUGUGGGAGCGCUUUUGUCUCGUUAGCCUGCCUGUAACGAGUUCUUAACAUCGCAUAUGCGAACAUUUGUUGGCAGUUUUUCUUUUGAGUUUUCCGUGUGCAGACGUGUCUUCUCCGUGAAAAGCACUAAAUAUGGCAGACUACUAGGCUUUUCAUUUUGGCUACUUCUAUAGUAUUGUAACACAGCACAUAUGUGUGUGUGUGCGUGUAAGUGAAUGUGAAAUAUUUGACUGGCACUAAAAUUUGGUGAAUGAUAAGUGCUUUUUGGUGAUAAUUUUUUUUUGGUAUUAAAAGCAAAUAAACGAGCUGCGAAGAAUUGUGUGAAAAAGUACGGGAGCGUGUGGUUUUUUUUGCCAAAUAUUAUUUAUGCAUUAAUGCGUUCGUUGCCGUAGAAACUUAAUAGUAUUUCUUGCGCUAUUCCGUUGCGUUUAGUAUAGCGCCUGAAUUAAUUUGUAUUGCGGGAGUUGCAGCUGAACAGUUGGUGCCACAAUGGCAAAAAGUAGUAAUGCAGAAGUCGAGUUGAAGGAGCGUUUGGUUGCCGCGGUUAAAAAGGAGGUCAAACAGCUGAUGGAAGAGGCAGUCACGAAGAAAUACAUACAUGAAGAGAGCAGUUCCGUAACACAGUUAUGUGCCGCAGUCGAGGCUUGCUUGAGUCAGGGCUUGCGGCGACGUGCUUUGGGCUUAUUUAAGACCUCUUCCACCACGGCAUUACUACAUAAAAUCGCCAAGUCCUGUGAAGAUGCCGAAUGUAUUAGCAAGAAAGUGUUGGAAAUCGAAUCAGCGGACCCCAGUAAGCGUUCAUCGUCUAGCAGUGAUAGUGUUAAUCGUCCGCCGAUGUUGAAGAAGGGCAGCAGCACAUCGGUCACGGCGAUGAGUUUGAGUGGUUCCAAUAUGACGAUGGCUUCAAUGAAAUAUCUAUGGAUCCGCUUGGCUCUAUUCGAAAAGAAGUUGGCCAAAAUAAUUGAAUACUUAGUGGCUAACGCCAGUACCUAUUAUGAUCGCGACUCACUUGUAGCAGACUCAGAUUAUGGUUCCAUAUUGAGCUCGCUUUUGGUGGGACCCUGCGCAUUGGAGUUUACACGAGUCAAAACUGCCGAUCACUAUUGGACGGAUCCGCAUGCUGAUGAAUUGGUCAAACGGCAUCGCAUCAGUUCGGGACGUCGUUCUUCCUCAACUUGCUCAAGAGCACCAAUAUUGAAUUUCAAACGUAGUCUCAAUACCAGCACAGACGAAUGCACCACCGGCGCUGGCUUCAAGUCAAUAGCUGCGACUACAGUGGCCAAAGACUACGUUGAGUCUUUGCAUCAAAACUCCAGAGCUACACUAUUAUAUGGCAAGAAUAAUGUGCAUGUAGUGCCGAAAGACGUAAAUGAGAAAAUGCCCGGUUACUUGAGCCUACAUCAGCAUGUGCAGACCCUAAUCAUUAAAUGGACGCCAAAUCAACUCAUGAACGGUUACAAUGAGGAGGAAGAGGAUGAGAAUGAGGAACAGGAUAAGGAAUCAUACUGGGCCUAUGCGCUCAAUAUAAAUGUCGAUGAGAUUGUCUAUGUGCAUUGCCAUCAGAAUCGUGGUGAAGAUAGUGGUGGCAUUAUAAUAUUGGUCGGGCAGGAUGGUGUACAACGUCCACCGAUACAUUUUCCCGAAGGUGGACACAUGCAACAGUUCCUAAGUUGCUUGGAGACAGGCCUGCUGCCGCAUGGCCAAUUGGAUCCACCACUUUGGUCACAACGUGGCAUUGGUAAGAUAUUUCCAUGGCCGAAGAGUGUACGCAGGCGUAUUUUACCCUCUGUCAUGGAAUCGUUUGAUGAGACACCAAUUGAUUAUGUCUUUCGCAUUGUGAGCAAAAGUAAACAUGAGGAAUUUGCUGCCGCUCACUCCAUACUGGAUUUUGUACGUAGUACUCCACGUCGUGCACAACUAAGCAGCUGCUCCACAACUGGAUCGAGUGAUUGUUCGAGCAAGAGUCUCUCUAUGGAUCAGCAUCCGCUGGAGUCUCCAUUGGUUCAGACCAAACAAAACACAAGUAUCGAGAUGGUUUGCUCAACAAUGAGAAGACAAAUAAUAUCGAGAGCAUUUUACGGUUGGUUGGCCUACUGCAGACAUUUAUCAACAGUACGAACUCAUCUCUCAGGACUGGUACAUGGACGUAUAACACCGGAAUUAAAAGCCGACGAGGAUGGCCUAACGAAAGAGCGCUGGGAAGCUUUAAACGUCAAUGGUGUUGUGGCAAAUGAAGUGGAUGUCUAUCGGCUCGUCUAUUUUGGUGGUGUAUGCUCCGAGCUGCGUAAGGAGGUAUGGCCGUAUCUGCUUGGUCAUUAUAGCUUUGGUUCGACACCAGAGGAGCGCAAGAAGCAAGAUGAGACCUGCAAACAUUACUACGAGACGACAAUGAGUGAGUGGUUGGCAGUGGAUGCGAUCGUACAGCAAAGGGAGAAGGAGAAGACGGCACGUGCAGUGGCCAAACUCAGUUCAGGCAGCAAUAGUGGCAAUGACAAGACUGUGCGUGCUGCCUAUAUAGAUGCGGGUGAUUUGGAGAAUGAGGUGUUUGAAGAUAUUUCAGAUAUAUCGGAUCCUGGUGAGUUAGAAUAUGACGAAGAACAACAACGGCAGGCGCAAGUCGAAGCAACGACUGGAAACGGACAAAACUACCUAACCGUAAAACCAAUACCGCGUGCUAUGAAAACGAGCACGGAUUCGGGAAAUGUAGACGAAACUAUGGAGGAAGAGGAUGAGGAUGAAGAAGAUGUGGUUAAUAAACAUACAGAGUUGCAAAGCGGAAAUACGUUGCCAAAAGAUCAGUUCACUGAUGCAGGCGUCACUGAACCAAUUUCGAAUAAGAGCAACAAAAGCGAACCGACUACUGGAGAAACGGAAGAGUGCGCACAACCCGUACAGAGUGAUAAGACCUCGCCAUCUUCGUCUUCAUAUGAAACUGUUGGCGCUGGUUUUGGCUAUACAGAUUUGAAUCUGCAUACAUCCAUAUCGGCGAAUUUGAAUUCUACCGAUGAGCCAGAGAAAAGCGUGCUGAGCCCAGAGUUCCUGAGUGCUGACGACUUGCCGGCGCAACUUGGCGUAGCCGACGAAGAUAUACGUGAAAUGACAGCAGUCGAAACGAAUGUUGCUGGUCGACCUUCUGCUGUUAUCGUAACGAAUGCCUCGAUUGAUGUGGCAAAUUGGCUGCCUGAUGUAAAAUCGGAAUAUGAACAAAUGCCACCUCUAAAGGAGCAAGUAUCGAUUGAGGCGCACACAGAAGUUGCUGCAGUUAGUGGUAGCAGCAUUAUGGAUGCAUUGCAGGAACCGAAAUCGGCAUGUGUUUCACCGGCGAGCUCAAAUGGUGGUGUCUAUAGUAGCGAAUUGCUGGAACAAUUCGGAUUGAAUCUACAUCGCAUCGAAAAAGAUGUGCAACGCUGCGAUCGCAACUACUGGUAUUUUGCCAAUGAGAACUUAGACAAACUCAGGAAUGUUAUAUCCACUUAUGUGUGGGAACAUUUGGACGUCGGUUAUAUGCAGGGCAUGUGUGAUUUGGUGGCACCUUUGCUCGUUAUAUUCGACGACGAGUCACUCUGCUAUAGCUGUUUCUGCAAGCUUAUGGAGCGCAUGAUCGAGAACUUUCCGAAUGGCGGUGCCAUGGAUAUGCAUUUUGCGAAUAUGCGUUCCCUCAUACAAAUUUUGGACUCGGAGAUGUAUGAGCUAAUGGAUUCGAAUGGCGACUACACACAUUUCUAUUUCUGUUAUCGCUGGUUCUUGCUAGAUUUCAAGCGAGAGUUGGUCUAUGAUGAUGUCUUCGCGACAUGGGAAGUGAUUUGGGCGGCAAAACAUGUGGCCUCCAGUCACUUUGUGCUCUUCCUCGCUUUGGCGUUGCUGGAAACUUAUCGUGACAUAAUAUUGUCGAACAGCAUGGAUUUUACGGAUGUCAUCAAGUUCUUCAAUGAAAUGGCCGAGCGUCAUAAUGCGCAAGCGGUGCUGCAACUGGCACGCAGUUUUGUCUUGCAAUUGCAAAUGAUAAUCGAAAAUAAAUAAAUGUAUUGUUGUUAUUAUGUGAAGGAAAUCAAUAUAUAACCUAGUGGUACUUAUCUCAGUGGCAUGGAGUUUAGUAAGCGCCAAAUGACAGUGGCUUCCAAAAGUAGUGUUACUAAAGGAAAUAAAAUAAAUUGAUAUUUGUAGUGUGAAAAGUUCAUACCAAAUUAUAAGCAAAUAUAUAUGCCUAGAAAUAUAGAAAAAAAAAUAUAAAUAAUUUUUCUGUAGGUAAUUAUUUAGUAAGUAUUAUUUUAAAAUUAAAAUGAUUAAAAAAUAUUAAAUUAUUAAAGUUAAUAUAUCAAAAACUUUGUUUUAAUUUAGAAUGUAAUUUUUUUUUAAUUGUUCAAAAAUAAUAAAAACGUAUCUACCAAUAAUUAAAAAAAAAUAAAAACAAAUAGUUCAACACUAUAAUAAAAAAAUAUGUCAGAAAAAAAUCUUAUCUAUGCAAAU